Messenger RNA from Uloborus diversus, 714 nucleotides. RefSeq names its product vesicle-associated membrane protein 1-like. Gene Ontology annotation, cellular component: plasma membrane; SNARE complex. The record is from RefSeq and is a predicted model, not a curated record. Gene Ontology annotation, molecular function: syntaxin binding; SNAP receptor activity. The transcript is spliced from 7 exons. Lineage: Eukaryota; Metazoa; Arthropoda; Arachnida; Araneae; Uloboridae. Gene Ontology annotation, biological process: vesicle fusion; vesicle-mediated transport. The coding region runs from base 123 to 485 and encodes 120 amino acids.
AUUACGUCACUGCGUGUCGGUGACUGCAGUGCAACCCACUUUAACUUAUUUGUGUAUACAUUCAAAAAAUAUUUUCACAUUUUUAAAUUGUUACAGAGAGACUUUGUGUAGAAGAAAUUAACAUGUCUGCACCAGAAGCGGCACCCCCAGCAGAGGGGCAAGAAGGGGCACCUACUGGUGAAGAACCUAAACCACCUAAUCCACAGCAUCAAGCUGCAUCCAGAAGGAUACAACAGACUCAAGCCCAAGUGAAUGAAGUUGUAGAUAUUAUGCGUACAAAUGUUGAAAAAGUCUUGGAAAGAGAUCAGAAACUAUCAGAACUAGAUGACAGAGCAGAAGCGCUUCAACAAGGGGCUUCACAGUUUGAGCAACAGGCAGGAAAAUUGAAAAGGAAGUUCUGGUGGAAAAAUUGCAAGAUGAUUAUCAUCAUGGUUGUAAUUGGAGUGGUCAUUGUUGGUGUUAUUGGAGCCUAUCUUUACAUGUGAUGCCUGCAAAAAUUUUAUUUCCUUGCUGUCUCUCGUGGUUUCACCUUUACAAAAUUUGUAAUAUUAUCUACAAUGGGACUUUGAACUAGAAAAAAUUACUUUUAUUCAAAGUACUGUAGUUAGAUUCAAGACAUAGUAGUCCAACCUUCAACCCUCGCAAGCUUGCACAUGUGCUCAAGACUUUCCAAAUCUUCAGUAUUUGCAUGAUUAUUGGUGUUCAAUCUUUGAG